AUGUCGCUCGGAAGCUGGGGCGCGAUCGUCGGAAACGUCUUACUCUUCGGCCUCGUCGUCGGUUUAGCGGCCACGGUGGAGCGCGAGGCGUUCGUGCGGUCGAUGAAGUCCAGGGCGCUCGUCGUGGGGGCGUUUGCGCAGUUCGCGUUUCUUCCGCUCGUCGGGUUUGGGUGCGCGAAGGCGUUCUUCGCGGAUGAUCCGGCGUUAGGGAUUCCGUUGAUCAUCACCACGAGCUCACCCGGUGGUUCUUAUAGUAAUUGGUGGACGUCUCUAUUCAAUGGCGAUCUAUCGCUAUCGGUGGCGAUGACCACGGUGUCGAGCAUCGCGUCGGUUGGAUUUCUGCCGCUCAACCUGUACAUGUACACGGAAGGGGCGUAUCCGCACGAGGCGAAGAUCAAGGUGAAGUGGGCUGGGUUGUUUGUGUCGAUCGGGGUGGUGAUAGGAGCGAUCGUGAGUGGGUUAUUCAUAGGAACGCGCUGGCCGCGGUCGCGAAAGACGCUGAACGUGGCGGGGAACAUGUUUGGCGUCUUGCUCGUGCUGCUGGGUUUCUUCUUCAGCUCGAACUCCUCGGCGCCCAUUUGGUCUCGUGGUUGGAAGUUUUACAUCGGACUGAUGAUUCCAUGCUUCGCAGGGAUGAUCGUUAGUUUGAUCUGGGCGAGGAUUUUGCAGUUGGAGCGACCACAGGCGCUAGCUGUGGCGAUAGAGGUCGUGUACCAGAACACGGCAAUUGCGUUGGCGGUGAUUUUGAGUUCAUUUAGUAAUGACACGUCGUGCACGAACGUGGCGAGCAACGACUGCGAUGUCGUUGGUAUCGCCGCGGGAGUCCCGACGUUCUAUCAGUUGAUUCAGAUUCUCUCUCUGGGAGUGUUGUGUGUGACAUCAUGGCGCUUGGGGUGGACGUACGCGCCCGUUGGUACGCCUUUGCUCAAGGCUCUCGCGACGAACUUUCAGCCGUCGACACACGUAGAAUAUAGACAAGAUCAGAUAGAUCAGAGCACGAGCGCGCAGGAUUUAGAAUUGGCGCGGUCGGGGCAAGGCGUGGAGAUGAGCGCAGACGUACGUGAGCACGUCGCGCCAGCCUAG
Messenger RNA from Ostreococcus tauri, 1083 nucleotides. Its product is annotated as Bile acid:sodium symporter. Bases 1 to 1083 code for a protein of 360 amino acids. The transcript has a single exon. The record is from RefSeq and is a predicted model, not a curated record. Gene Ontology annotation, cellular component: membrane. NCBI's taxonomy places the organism in Eukaryota, Viridiplantae, Chlorophyta, Mamiellophyceae, Mamiellales, Bathycoccaceae.